Molecule: messenger RNA, 2320 nt
Organism: Pararge aegeria (speckled wood butterfly)
Lineage: Eukaryota; Metazoa; Arthropoda; Insecta; Lepidoptera; Nymphalidae
Product: sphingosine-1-phosphate phosphatase 1-like
Exons: 4
Coding region: 259-1512 (417 amino acids)
Biological process (GO): phospholipid dephosphorylation; sphingosine metabolic process
Cellular component (GO): endoplasmic reticulum membrane
Molecular function (GO): sphingosine-1-phosphate phosphatase activity
Source: RefSeq, a predicted model, not a curated record
UACUUAUUAUCUGUGAUACUAACCUAAAAGUUCGUUGACGUUUAGAUUUUUCAAGUUUAUUUACUAAAAUCUCUGCUUUGUUAUUCAAGUGGUGUACAAGGACGAGAGCUUAGAAUAUAUUAUAUAAUUUGUAACGUGAAUUAUUUAAAUAUAAUAGACUCGCGUCUCAAAGUUAACAACCGCCGGACGUUUCGAAAAAUAUGGCUUUAAAGUGAAUUUGGUUUUUGUAAUAAAAUAUUUAUUAAAUUAAUUACAAAAAUGUGGGAUAACAUAAUAGAUUAUUUAAAGGAUCCUCUACUUGUGGUAAAAGUGCAGAAUUUCUUCGGAGUAAUAUACAAAAAGGCGAGCCAAAAUGAAACUGAAAAUGAAACAAGUAUCAUAUAUUCCGAUAGACACGAUCGGGAAGAUGAUGAUAUCAAACAACACAAGAGGAUUCCUAGCGACAUCUCCGGGACCUCUCAGUCCUCGUGUGAGACUGAUUCCUCAGCAGAGAGCCUGGAAGAAGUGGAAUGUCUGAUCAGCAACAGGUUUUGGUACUACCUGUUUGUGUUGGGCACGGCUUUGGGGGAUGAGAUAUUUUACGCAACGUUCAUACCCUUCUGGUUCUGGAACAUCGAUGGCGCAGUUGGAAGAAGAGUGGUUCUCGUGUGGACUAUUGUUAUGUAUAUAGGUCAAGGCUUCAAGGAUAUAAUCCGCUGGCCCCGUCCCGGCUACCCCGUGAAGAAGCUUCAGCAGAAAUGGGCCAUAGAGUACGGGAUGCCUUCGACGCACGCCAUGGUGGGCGUGUCCAUCCCCUUCUCCGUGCUGCUGUACACCAUGGACCGCUACCAGUACCCCGUGCCCUGGGGCGUGCUCGCGGCCGUGGCGUGGUGCACGCUCAUCUGCGUCAGUAGAGUGUAUCUCGGAAUGCACAGUAUACUGGACAUCGCUGCGGGCCUACUGCUGGCCUCCGCUCUGCUGGCAGUGCUCAUCCCAGCGGUGGACAGUCUAGACAGCUUCCUGCUCACCUCGCAGUGGUCGCCGCUGCUGGUGGUCGUCAUUUCCAUACUCGUCAUCGUCUACCAUCCGCAGUCUGACAAGUGGACACCUACCAGGGGCGACACAACGAUGAUAGUGAGCGUGUGCGCGGGCAUCCUCACCGGCUCGUGGACCAACUACCAACUGGGACACAUGGUGGCAAGUACCUCCGACCCUCCCUACACAAUCAUAUGGCCCUCAAUCGAGAUGCUCGGCACCUCCCUCUUAAGGACCAUCCUUGGGUUCUGCGGGGUGUUGGCGACGAGAGCGAUCGCCAAAUCCGUGUCGUACGCCUUCGUGUGCGCUCUGCUGGGCCGCGAUAAGAACGAGCUCAGGAAUUCCGAGGACAGCCUCGACAACAAGAACAAAAUCAUAGUGGAGUGCAGCUACAAGUACUUCACGUACGGGCUCAUCGGGUUCAACACCACCUACGUGUUCCCCAACGUGUUCGAGUUGCUGCUCAUCAACCGACCCACGUACUACACGGAGAUAUGAGCUUCGUUCGUUUUGCGAGCGCGAUAAAUGUUUAUCUUAGUCUGUUCGUUUACCAAUUACCAAAUAUGUGAAACUGGGUUCCAACAUUGCAAUUACAAUUGUGUCUUUUUCCGGAAACCGAGCAGAAAGUAAACGCAACUUAAAUAAACACCCAUAACACAUGUUUUCCUAGUGUGCAUGCCAAAUGUUUUUUAUUGCAGAUUUCGGGCCCAGAUAUCUUCUUGGUUUUUUUAAAUAUUAAUCUUUAUAUGAUCUCAUAUGUGAUAACUUUUCGAUGUAGCACUUACACCAGGUGGUUCAAUUAUUUUUAUUUGUUUGUUCAAUGUUUUCUAGGAUGCUGUAGAUGUUGAGCGGCAACCUUUGUCCACAUGCUUGGCAAUUCGUAAAUGAACAGACUACUACUGUUACCUCAUUGUAUAUUAUUCACAAACCAGUUGGUUAGUCAUUAUUUAUAUGAAGUCUGUAUAGUUGUUAUUAGUUUGCACAAAGUUUAUAAGUGGUUGAUUUUAAAGUGAAAUAGUUUGUAUACUCAUUGAUAGUAUAUUCAUAGUGCUUUGAAAAUAGAAUAAUGGCUCUUACUAGAUUCUCAAAGAAAUGGAAGAUCUAUGGCGGUGACGCGAGUUUGACAAUAUCGAUGUGUGGGAAAGAAAAGUUAGCACGGAUUUGAAAUUGUCGUUCGCGCUCUUAACACCUGGGGCUCUAUCCAAGAAGACUAUCCACCAUCGAUUAACACAUUUUUCAAUGGCGCAGUUUGCAGCGACCCUCCUUUCUGAGUCCAAGACCGUGGGUUCGAUUCCCACUACUGAAA